Messenger RNA from Pistacia vera, 2703 nucleotides. RefSeq names its product cysteine-rich receptor-like protein kinase 8. Gene Ontology annotation, biological process: protein phosphorylation. Bases 142 to 2436 code for a protein of 764 amino acids. The record is from RefSeq and is a predicted model, not a curated record. The transcript is spliced from 7 exons. Gene Ontology annotation, molecular function: protein kinase activity; ATP binding. Lineage: Eukaryota; Viridiplantae; Streptophyta; Magnoliopsida; Sapindales; Anacardiaceae.
UUAAACAAACGCAGCCUAGAUUGACUUCACCUAGUCUUAUUGACUCGUGCAUUGAACGGUGGUUCCUAUGCAUAUAUAGGCAAAUAUUUGAAUACAUUUUCAAGACUUCAACACUACUUGAGAGACAAAUACAUUCACACCAUGACCCUUGUGGUUCUCUUCUAUCUUUCAAGCUUUCUGAUAAUCACUUUCGCAAAUACAUUUAUCCCCCCAACAUUCCUCGAUUAUUCUUGCCCACCCACAAAGAAUUUCACCGUAAACAGCACCUACCACUCCAACCUCAACCUUCUCUUCUCUUCUCUUCCCUCCAACGUUGUUUUCCAUGAAACCACCUCAGGCGAAGACCCCGACAAGGUUUACGGUCUCUUUCUUUGCCGCGGCGAUCUCAACUCCACUGCUUGCCACGACUGUGUAAUUUCUGCCAUCAGAGAUGUAACCAAACACUGCCCUAUUAAAAAAGAAGCUGUAAUAUGGUAUGAUGAGUGCCAUUUACGUUACUCAAACCAACCUUUCUUUUCCCUCGUGGCUGAAGAUUCCAGUAUUUCGAUGCCAAGCCCCGAAAAUGUUACGGAACCAGAAAAGGCUGAUGAUUUGGUAGCGGUAGUGUUGCGUUUGAUGAGCGAAGCGGCGAGGAAAGCUGCUUAUUCUCCGAAUAAAUUUGCGGGUGUAAAGAGGGGGAACUUGAGAAUUAAUCAAACAUUGUAUGGUCUAGUACAGUGCACGCAGGACCUGUCCAGUGGAGAUUGUUCUAGAUGUCUUGAAGAAGUUAAUGCAGAGUUUUCAGAGUGUUGCCGGGGAAAGAAAGGAGGAAGAGUUUUUACUCCGAGUUGUAGUGCUCGGUUUGAGUUCUACUUAUUUUUUAAAGAAAGCUUCUUUUCAACAUUGGAGCCGGCACCGGUACGGGCAUCGGCACGGUUACUGGAACAAGUAAACCAAUCAACUGAUGCAGGACCGGGACCGACUCUGAAUACACCAGGGACAGUCGUAACAUACAAACCGGGACCGACUGCGAAUGCAACACGGACAGUACCAUACGAACAGGCACCGACUCCGAAUGCAACACGGACAGUACCAUACAAACAGGCACCGACUCCACCUACACUUUCACCGUCAAAAGCACCAGCACCAGCACCAGCAACGGAAGAGGAACCGAUACCACCGAAACCGCCUGUUGUUCAAGCUAUGCCACCGAAACCGCCUAUUUUUAAACAUAUGCCAUCACAAAUAGCUCGAAAAAGAAGGCAAGCAAUAUGGAUCGCAAUCGGGACAAUUAUACCAACAAUUCUAGUACUCUUGCUAUCUGGUUUUUUCCUGCUACCUACUUGGAGAAGAUAUAAAGAGGAGAAAGCAAAAAGACGAGCUCUUAAAGUACUUCGUUUAGGAGAUGAGCAUAAUGUUUUACAAGAGAGGCAUCAAGGGGAAUCUAAAGACUUCCCUAUUUUCCCUUUAGGCCAAAUCCUUGAGGCUACAGGAUAUUUCUCUGAUGAAAACAAGCUGGGAGAAGGUGGGUUCGGUCCUGUGUACAAGGGUGUGUUAGCAGAUGGUAAGGAGAUUGCAGUAAAGAGGCUCUCAACAACAUCUGGGCAAGGGCUACAAGAGUUCAAGAACGAAGUUGUCUUAAUUGCCAAAUUACAACAUAACAAUCUUGUGAGACUUUUGGGAUGUUGCUUAGAGGAAAAAGAAUUGCUUCUCAUCUAUGAGUACAUGCCCAACAAGAGCCUUAAUUUCCACCUAUUCGAUUUAACAAAGGGUAUUCAUUUGCACUGGAAGACACGUGUAAGCAUCAUUAAUGGCAUUGCACGGGGUCUUUUGUAUUUGCACGAGGAUUCUCGACUCAAAAUUAUUCAUCGUGAUCUCAAAACUGGUAAUAUUUUGUUAGACCAUGAGAUGAAACCAAAGAUAUCAGACUUCGGAAUGGCAAGGAUAUUUUGUGGAAACCAAAUUGAAGCUAGUACCAACCGAGUUGUUGGAACAUAUGGAUAUAUGGCUCCAGAAUAUGCUAUGAAUGGAAUAUUUUCAGUUAAGUCAGACGUUUUUAGUUUUGGAGUUCUUCUAUUGGAGAUUAUAAGUGGGAGAAAAAAUACCGGAUUUUAUCUUUCAGAAGAUAGCCAAAGCCUUAUUGCUUAUGCAUGGAAGCUAUGGUGUGAAGGAAAAGCAUUAGAGCUAAUGGACCCAACAAUGGUGCAGUCAUGUGUUCCAGUUGAAUUAUUAAAGUUCAUUCAUAUCGGAUUAUUAUGCGUUCAGGAAGAUCCAACAAACAGACCUACCAUGUCAACAGUAGUUGUUAUGUUGGUAAGUGAUGCAGUAAAACUUCCUAAACCAACCCAACCUGCAUUUUCUUUUGCUUGGACUGUUGCAAAAUCAGAUCAGUCCCCAUCAAAUGGUAAAGGAUGCUCUAUUAAUGAGGUAACCCUUUCAAAUUUGGUACCCCGCUAGACAAUUUUAUAUCGAAUAAAAAUAGAUUGACAAACAUUUCUCAUAACUUUCUUUCACAAACGUGAACGUGACAGCUCACAUUUAGAUAGGCAGGAUUUAUUGUUGGACAACGAAAUCUAUUACAAGCUAACUAGUUACGAGCUGACAUGUCGUUUUUGUGAGAGAAAGUUAGUGAAAAUAGUUUGUGAGUGUAGUAUUACUGUUUUAUAUCAUUUCCUUUCGUAAAAUGUACCAGUAACCUUACAAAUAUAACGAAUGUCAUGUUAU